GCUCCCGACAUCCCUCCUCCCGCCCGCGCUCCCUCCCUUCGGCUACCGCUCCCCCGGGAGCGGCGGCGGCGGCGGCGGGAUGGCCCGGGCCCGCGGCCAGGCCCCGGGGAGCGGCGGGCGGCGGCGGCCGCGGCGGGGCGGCGCGGGAACAGGGCCCCGGGGGGAGUCGGCCGGGCUGCUGCUGCUGCUGCUCCAGGUGCUGCCGCCCGGGGCUACGGCAGGGCCGGGGCGCCGGGGCACGCGGGGCGCCGGCGCCGGCGGCGUCUGCUGGCCUGGCGCGGCCCCUGCCUUUCCCCGGGACGCGCGGCUGCUGCUGUUCCUGCCGCCGCUGCCGCCACUGUCGCCGCCGCCGCCGCCAAGCUCCGCGCCCGCAGCCUCCGCCUCCCGGAUGGACGCUCUGCCCCGCGGCGGGCUGAACCUGAAGGAGGAGCCGCUGCUGCCCGCCGGCCUGGGCUCCGUGCGCUCCUGGAUGCAGGGCGCUGGCAUCCUGGACGCCAGCACCGCGGCGCAGAGUGGCGUGGGCCUAGCACGAGCACAUUUUGAGAAGCAGCCUCCCUCCAACCUCAGGAAAUCCAACUUCUUCCACUUCGUGCUGGCCAUGUACGACCGGCAGGGGCAGCCCGUGGAGGUGGAGCGCACAGCCUUCAUCGACUUCGUGGAAAAGGACCGAGAGCCCGGGGCCGAAAAGACUAACAAUGGGAUCCACUACCGCCUCCGGCUGGUGUAUAACAACGGACUUCGGACGGAGCAAGACCUCUAUGUGCGUCUUAUCGACUCCAUGUCCAAGCAGGCCAUCAUCUAUGAGGGGCAGGACAAGAACCCCGAAAUGUGCCGAGUGCUGCUCACCCACGAGAUCAUGUGCAGCCGGUGCUGUGACCGGAAGAGCUGUGGCAACCGGAAUGAGACGCCCUCAGACCCGGUCAUCAUUGACAGGUUCUUCCUCAAGUUCUUCCUCAAAUGCAACCAGAACUGCCUGAAGAAUGCGGGGAAUCCCCGAGACAUGCGCCGCUUUCAGGUGGUGGUGUCCACGACGGUGAGCGUGGAUGGACACGUGCUGGCCGUGUCCGACAACAUGUUUGUGCACAACAACUCCAAGCAUGGCCGCAGGGCGCGCCGCCUGGACCCCUCCGAAGCUGCCACCCCCUGCAUCAAGGCCAUCAGCCCCGGGGAGGGCUGGACCACGGGCGGCGCCACCGUCAUUGUCAUCGGCGACAACUUCUUCGACGGGUUGCAGGUCGUGUUCGGAAACGUACUCGUGUGGAGCGAGCUCAUCACGCCCCACGCCAUCCGGGUGCAGACGCCCCCGCGGCACAUCCCCGGGGUGGUGGAGGUGACCCUCUCCUACAAGUCCAAGCAGUUUUGCAAGGGAGCCCCUGGCCGCUUUGUCUACACAGCCCUGAACGAGCCCACCAUUGACUACGGAUUCCAGAGGCUACAGAAAGUCAUUCCCAGACACCCCGGAGACCCCGAGAGGCUGCCCAAGGAAGUGCUGCUGAAGCGGGCGGCCGACUUGGCGGAGGCCCUGUAUGGAGUGCCAGGCAGUAACCAGGAGCUCCUCCUGAAGCGCGCGGCGGACGUGGCUGAGGCUCUGUACAGCGCCCCCCGCGCGCCCGGGCCUCUCGGACCCCUGGCCCCGAGCCACCCGCACCCUGCUGUCAUGGGUAUCAACGCCUUCAGCAGCCCGCUAGCCAUCGCCGUCGGGGACGCCACCCCGGGGCCCGAGCCAGGCUACGCGCGCAGCUGCAGCAGCGCGUCCCCCCGCGGGUUCGCACCCAGCCCCGGCUCGCAGCAGAGCGGCUAUGGCAACGGGCUCGGAGCUGGCCUGGGCGGCUACGGCGCUCCGGGCGUGGCCGGCCUCGGUGUGCCUGGGUCCCCCAGCUUCCUCAACGGCUCCACCGCCACCUCUCCCUUCGCCAGCCUCCAGUCCCCCUGAAGUGGGAUCUAAUGGGUGGCGGGCGAGCAGCUGCAACCUGGGACACCGCCCCCUUCCCAUCUUGCGCCGGGACUUGGGGAGGAAGCUGGCGCCGCCUGCCGUAAGCCUAAGGAAACUCAGGGCUCGAGGGGAAUGGGCUUCCUUCUCGCCGCCCCCAGCCCCCAGGACUCCCAGAGGCCCGGUGGGCGUGGGGAGGAUGUAGUCCUUGCGAUGUCGUCCGGCAGAGCGAGCGAAUUCUGUGUGAUCAGACAGAAGUUGAGUUUCAGUGUCCAGAUCAGGAGCUGCCGGGCAUUCAGCAAGUUACUUGAAUUUGUUUCCUCUCAAAUAGGGUCAGUUCCAUCCCCUGCUUAAGGUUGAUCUCGGAUCUGAAUGUGCCACUGUGCCUAAAGGGGCAGGCAAAAUUCUCAAGGAUGUAUGAUUUCGGAGUCGCAGCCCUGACUGUGGGCGCCGACCACCUCCCAUCUGGCUUCUUAGAGUGGGGAGCUCAGAGCUGGGUGGACGGGCAAUGUCUUUGUGUCAUGAGUGAGUCUGUAUGUCAUUCCCAACAGCUCUGAUGCCUUGUCAUUUUACACUGCCCUCAAGUCUCUACCAACAUCAAGUUCCAGAUCAGCAUGUUCACAGAUCUUUUGAGCUUAGCCAUUCAGCAGACAUUUGUAAAGCGCCCACUUAAUGCAAAGCCCAAGGCUUGGAGGAUCCCUCCACUCCUGUCACCUGCAAGAAGCCUCCCUAUCAAUCAUAAGGGAGGUUGUCCCUCAAGUCCCAGGUGACUCUGCAGUGCUGGAGAAGUGACAAAGUCUGUCCCAGAAGAAACUGGUUGUGGCUUUGCCUGUGGUUCCCUCCCCUCCCCCUGCCCCAUAUUUGCCAUUGCUGAGACUGCACUGUUAGUCCGACCGCCUAGCUUUCCUUGUAGGGCCUGUGUCCUGCCUGCUGCUGUUUCUCGCUGAAGGCUUGAGUCCAGCCCUUUCCUCCAGCCCGAGCUUCUGGGACCCAAGGCCUCAUAAGCCAGAGUUCCAGAGUCUGCAUAGGCUGUGGCCCUCUGGCGUCCCUCCCAAGCCCCCGCCUCUCCUGGUUCUUUGCGCAAACCAGGCUUGACUGCUCCUGCUUCCCUUCAGUUCUGGGGCAGUCCCCUCACAGCCUGUCUGUGGGCGCCCCUUGGUUUUGAAACUUUCCCCUUGGGCCAACACUAGGGUAGUCUGGAACACUGGUCUCCUCCCACACAUACAGUGUGGCCAACAGUAGGGGAACACGCUGCCCCAGUGUGCAGAAGCCAGUCUGUCUGGGGUCUUCUGAUUCAGCAAGAACAAGAAUUCCAGAGCUGCUUAAACCCAGCAUCAGCUGGAGACACGCUGGACUUGAGAGAGUGUUGGUCCCAUUUUGUGAUAUUGUCUUGACCAGGGCUUACCCAGGUACCCUUCCACUCCCCACGUGCAGGGUGCUUUGUGGCCCAACUCUAAGAGGUGUCAUUCUCAUUGAGUUUUCCAGAACAUUCCUGGAAUGACAUUAGAACUGUCCCAGCCAGAGGCUCAAGGGCUGUUUGCUUGGGUCUCUCUUUGUUCUUCUGCUUCUGCCACAAUUCCCUGGAAUGACUCACAAUUCCUCGUGCUACCUACACAAAGUGCAAAAUGUGGCUGUGAGCCUUGGGCGUCGAGAGCUAUAGUACAUUUUCUGGCAUUGUUCUCAAGCCCUUCAUCAGGUUCUGGGGCCUCUCCAGCUAGCAGUAACUAUUGUCUUAAAGGAGAUGAGGCUGAGGGCAUUUGGAAGAGGGGCAGCUGUUGAAGGAGUUAUUGUAUCAAGGGGGGUAGGAGGGUACUCUGAUGCCAAAGGCAGCCUUCUCAAGCUAUUGCUUUCUUCCAGGAAGCCUCAUUGAAAGUGUCGAUGAGAAGUAUCAUUCUCAUUGAGUUGCCAGAACACCCUACUGCCUGCUGCCAGGACAAUACUCAAAUCAUGGCCUUACCGGUCUUUACAGGAGAGAGGCAGGGAAUUGGGUUCAGAUGAGGAUGUAGAAAGGUGGGAUCCAGAGAUUCCCUGGGCCUGAGCCCCCAGGAGAGAAGGCUGCAGGAAGAGGGGGCAGGCAAAGCCCGUGUGCAGGAGGCUCCCUUGCCAUUCCCAGGAGGGCAAGCCACAGGCUGGAUGGCUAGGGAGUUUGAGAACAGGAAGAUCUGAUGUCGAUCGCUGCACUUUUCUUUAAAAUUGACCAGCUGGAAGAGGGAGAUUCAGGAGACUCCCAGGGUCCCAGCUGGAGAUGACAAGGACCUGCAUUAAGAUGUAAGGAAACCAAGUGACCCAGCGUGCAGGGGGAGGUAGGAGAGGGACAAAGGAGCAUAGGAGACAUUGGCAAGGAGAGCAUAUUUGAGGAGGAAGUUGGAGCCUGUUUGUGAUGUUGGACAGAGAGGCCUUGUAACAGGAGCCUGUGUGUUCCCCCAGACUUCAUCCCUGACUACUUGCUCCAGCUCUUCUGUGACCCCUGAACUAUGACUCUAGCCUUGGCACCCCAGGGCUCAUAGGUGUUUUCUAGCGUCUCGGAAUUCCCGGGGCUUUCACCAGAAAUCCUGAAAUAGUCCAGCUGUUGCUCAUCUCAUAUUUGGGGGGCACCUCCCACUAUCUGGUUUUAUUGAAUGUUCUGGUUUUGCUUUUGUCUUUAUGUUCUGUUUUGCUUUGCUUUUGGUCCGGCCCGGUCAUUCCCCAUCCCCGAGAAAAGGUCUCCAGAACCCUCAAGAAGGCAGGGCUGGCCCAGGACCCUCACAGCUCUCAGUGAGGUCUGAGCCUGGUACCUGGGUCAGCAGCCCACGUGGGGCCCCAGCCCGGCUGCUCACUCUGGUGCUGUCUCCCUGUUGUGUCUCCCACCACCUUCCCUGCUGCGCCUGCCCCUCCCUGCCCCGCC
Molecule: messenger RNA, 4814 nt
Organism: Callithrix jacchus (white-tufted-ear marmoset)
Lineage: Eukaryota; Metazoa; Chordata; Mammalia; Primates; Cebidae
Gene: EBF4
Product: EBF family member 4
Biological process (GO): regulation of DNA-templated transcription
Molecular function (GO): DNA-binding transcription factor activity; DNA binding
Source: RefSeq, a predicted model, not a curated record